CAAGAAAACAUCGUCAAUAUAUUGUCAGCAGUCAGUGUGUCGUGAACAGUCGUACGACGUUGAUGUUUUUAAGAUGGAACGUUGGAUUGGAAAAAUAGCUAUUGUAACUGGUGCUAGUUCUGGUAUUGGUGAAGCAAUAUCAAAGGCUUUUGCAUCUGCUGGUUGUCAUGUUAUUGGUUUAGCAAGACGUGAUGAUAGAUUGUCUAAAUUAACAAAUGAAUUAUCAAGUGUUAAAGGGUCAUUUGAUGGCGUUAAAUGUGAUAUACGUAAUGAACAAGAUAUUAUAAAUGCAUUUAAAUUUGCUGAGAAUAAAUAUGGAUGUGUUGAUGUGCUCAUUAAUAAUUCUGGAAUUUGUGAAAAUAAAUUUUUAUCUGACAGCACAACGGAAGACAUUCGUUCAGUUGUUGAUGUAAAUUUGAUUGGAGCUGCUUUGUGUACACGUGAAGCGGUAAAAGUCAUGAGAAAAUAUGGGAGCGAAGGUCACAUUAUCAACAUAAACAGUGUGUUGGGUUUGAAUGCAAACUUGGCUAAUGCUCCAACUGGAAUGUAUGCUGCAAGUAAAUUUGGUCUUCGUGCAAUGUCACAAAAUUGGCGUAAAGAAUUUACCCAAAAAAAAGAUAAAAUAAGAAUAACAGAAAUUUAUCCAGGUCUUGUAAAGACAGAAAUUGUUAAUUCAUAUGAUCCAACUGGAAAAAUGUAUGACGUUCUUCCUCAUUUAAAAGCAAAAGAUAUUUCAGAUUGUGUUAUUUUUGCUCUUUCAGCACCUUCUCAUGUCCAGGUUGAGGAAAUUACUGUUGCACCACUUCAUGCAAGCUUACAAAAAUAAAUAAAAUUCAAAGUUUAAUAAUUACAAGUAAAUUUUAUAAUUUUUGUUUAUUGUUUAAUAUUUUUUCAAAUAUAAUUAUAGAAAUUUAAUGGUUUAUUUCGGAAAAUAAGUGUUACAAAGUUACUUGAAUAAAUUCAACGAGAAAAUUUAUAUAAUAUGCUCAAAAAAUUAAAAGAUUUUUUU
Aphidius gifuensis is the source of this 1009-nucleotide messenger RNA. Its product is annotated as farnesol dehydrogenase-like. NCBI's taxonomy places the organism in Eukaryota, Metazoa, Arthropoda, Insecta, Hymenoptera, Braconidae. The coding region runs from base 74 to 826 and encodes 250 amino acids. The transcript is spliced from 5 exons. The record is from RefSeq and is a predicted model, not a curated record.